Abrus precatorius (Indian licorice) is the source of this 1615-nucleotide messenger RNA. Its product is annotated as protein tas. The record is from RefSeq and is a predicted model, not a curated record. Bases 92 to 1345 code for a protein of 417 amino acids. The transcript is spliced from 8 exons. Lineage: Eukaryota; Viridiplantae; Streptophyta; Magnoliopsida; Fabales; Fabaceae. Gene Ontology annotation, molecular function: oxidoreductase activity.
CAUUGCCUCUGUGGGCUCUCUCUCUCACUCAUUCCCUGUACCUUUUACUUAAAAGGGGUUUUGGGUAAAGGAUAAGCUAAGCUUGCACAUCAUGGCCUCUUUAUGCUCCUUCGCAUCUUCUUCUUCUUCAUGUUGUCACAAGCUUUCUCACCCUCUCAAACCAUCAUCCCUUCUCAAUCACAGCAUUACACUACCAAGAAUAAGAAAUAGGACGAAGAAGAGCACCAGUGUAAUCGUGAGGCCUCUCUUCUGUGCCCUCAACGACGUCGCAUUGCAGUACAGGAAACUAGGCGACUCUGACCUCAACGUUAGCGAAAUCACUAUUGGUACCAUGACCUUUGGGGAGCAAAACACAGAGAAAGAAGCUCAUGACAUUCUUAAUUAUGCAUUUCACCGUGGCAUUAACGCUCUCGAUACUUCAGAGGCCUACCCAAUUCCAAUGAAGAAAGAGACACAAGGAAAAACGGAUAUCUACAUUGGUAGCUGGCUAAAGUCUCAACCUCGUGACAAGAUUAUUUUGGCUACAAAAGUAUGUGGUUAUUCUGAGAGGUCAAGUUACUUGCGUGACAAUGCAAAAGUUUUACGGGUUGAUGCUGCAAAUAUCAGAGAAAGUGUGGAGAAAAGCCUUAAGCGCCUUGGCACUGAUUAUAUUGAUUUGCUGCAAAUUCACUGGCCAGAUCGCUAUGUUUCGUUGUUUGGUGAGUUUUUCUAUGAUCCUUCAAAAUGGAGGCCUAGUGUCUCGUUUGUUGAACAGCUGCAAGCUUUUCUAGAACUUAUCAAUGAAGGGAAGGUGCGCUACAUAGGUGUUUCAAAUGAGACUUCAUAUGGAGUGAUGGAAUUUAUCCAUGCAUCCAAAGUUCAAGGCCUUCCAAAGAUUGUCAGUAUCCAAAACAGCUACAGCUUGCUUGUUAGAUGUCAUUUUGAAAUUGAUCUUGUGGAAGUUUGCCAUCCAAAGAAUUGCAAUAUUGGCUUACUAGCCUAUUCUCCACUUGGAGGUGGAUCACUCACAGGAAAAUAUUUAGAUAUGAAUUCUGAAGCUGCAAAAAGAGGAAGGUUGAACCUCUUCCCUGGAUACAUGGAAAGAUAUAACAAAUCAGUGGCACGGGAAGCUACUAAAAAGUAUCUCGAGGUAGCCAAAAAACAUGGUCUAACUCCUGUUCAGAUUGCACUUGGAUUUGCAAGAGACCGUCCAUUCGUAACAAGUUCAAUUAUUGGGGCAACCUCUGUGGAACAACUAAAAAAAGACAUUGAUGCUUUUACAACAACUGAGCGGCCCUUACCAGCAGAUGUUAUGGCAGACAUUGAAGAUGUCUUCAAGAGAUACAAAGAUCCAACCAUUCUUUAAUCAUAAUUACACCUUUCAAGUUUUUCCUCACUUAUCUCUAAAUAUUUUGCCAUGAUGAAAAUUAGAGGAUGAAUAAAAUGAAUAUCCUUCCCUCAACCAUAGAAAUGUUAUCAGGCCUUAGAAAUUUAGUUUUGUUUAGUAUAUAUUAAAGAAAUAGUCUCUUCCUAGACAUGCACCGACUCUCUUAUACUAGUUUAAGGAGGUUUUGUUUAAAUGACAUUCUUACCCCUUAUUAGACCCCUCAUGUUGAAUAACAGACUGAGUAUACUC